AAGACUGUGAGCUGGGAAGGAAUAUUAAGAGUGUAUAUACUAAAUUUGUUAUCUGUUAAAAUAUUAGAUCAUUAAGUACACUUCCUUAUCGCGCCGCGACUUUACACAGAUAUACCACCACGAAGAUGAAACGGAUAGUACCUAUAGGCUUUGUCCUGUUUGGAUUUAUUUUACUCAACAUAAAAGUUGCCGAAUGCAUCACAUGCUUAAGCUGUCACAAUGUCGCUGAUUUAAGUAACUGCAAAGAAGCCAUUUUGUGCAAUGCCAACGAGACUUGCUACAUAGAAAAAAAACUGUCUCCAGUUGACUUCAAACCGGUUUACAAUACUGGAUGUAAGGCUUUGGAAUAUUGCACCUUACAAUUAUGUAAUAAGAAGGCAUACGGUGACGGGUUUUCAAGGAAGAAACAGGUAAACAAUGACCUAACUCUGUGUUCCGAAUGUUGCUUCGAGGAUAGCUGCAAUGUGGAAGGAUGCGGUUAUAAACAACCAGCGAACAACAUCACGCAAUGUUUUAAAUGUGACGAGGUUUUUGAAGGAGGACCACAAUGUACAACAACUGAAGAUUGUGAUCUUACAUUAUAUGCGUGCUCUGUCACAAAUCAUCCUCGUUCUCUUCAACCUGGGACAUAUGAACUCGGAUGCAAAUUCAAAAGAGCACAAUGUGAAGUGUAUGUAAAUUUGACUGGUGAGCAGAAAGAUAAAAACGUGAAAUGUUGUGACACAACCCUCUGUAACCCAAGUCCAUACAACAGAAAACUCAAUAAAACCGAAUUAGAGCAUGAUUUCAAAUGUCCAGAAGGAAUAAGUAAAUAUUUUACCAUUUUGUUUAUAUACAGUAAUCAUGGUUUAAUAAGUAAAUUUGUUUGAGACUAGCUUAUAAAUG
Ruditapes philippinarum (Manila clam) is the source of this 885-nucleotide messenger RNA. RefSeq lists its product as uncharacterized. Lineage: Eukaryota; Metazoa; Mollusca; Bivalvia; Venerida; Veneridae. The coding region runs from base 126 to 869 and encodes 247 amino acids. The transcript has 9 exons. The record is from RefSeq and is a predicted model, not a curated record.